CCUCACACUACUGUUGGAUCAGUGAGGAAUCAGAGCAGGUCUGGUUCACAGGCUCUAUGUGUGUGUGUGUUUGUGUGUGUGUGUGUGUGUAGGAACCAAACCCCACAGAUUAGCUGGUUGCUGCUCAGUGCCUGCAGUAGAACUCCACAGAGAGUUUCCAGAUCCUGCUGGCACCGAUUCACAUCCAAACAUCUCCCAGUGACACGGGGCAGAUCUUAUUUACCCCGGGCGUGGUUUUUUACUCCCUGUCUGUUGUGGGUGGCUACAUUUUUUUUAACCUCGUGUCUCGCGGAUCUGUCAAGGUGUUGUCAGAGCAGCAGCUCUAAGUGGACCAUCUGUCUGUGAUUACACAGUGACAGACGGUGGUGCUGCUCCACGGUGACUGUGACAGCAGCAGGGCUGGACUCGAACCCUGAACAUGGAUUUGACUGAAUCUUUGGAGCUGAAGCUGAGCUGAGAGCUGAAGCUGAGUCACUGCAGCCAGGCACAGCCACGGAGAGCGGAAAACUUGGAAAACUUUUCUUUUCCAUUGCUUAGUGGAUUUCUCUCCUGCCAUUGGCUGCUGUCGGGCACUAACUACAGCUUCCAGAUUUAGGUUUGGAAAAUAAGUCCAGUCUGGUCAGACAUGAGGAAGCAGUUUAAACAGUGAGAGGACUGGUUUGUGUUCAGCACGCUGGAGCAGAAAAAGGUCGGAUUCUUAAGCAAUUCUAUGAUGAUUAUUGAGAAUGCGUCGAAGCUGCAUGAGCUUGGAGCUGUGAAGGCGUAGAAGUGCAUGGUGCAUGUGCAGAAUGAACAGUAACACAGUGUAAACACAGCUGCCUGUUUUGGAGAAACACUAAACAACAUUGUGUGAGAGACACUACUACCUGCAGAGAAUGGAGAACCCCAAAGCCAUUCUUAAAUAUUUAAGGACAUUUUCAGAAGAGCAAAAUGAGGAAAUGCUGCAGGAAGAGUUGGUUUAUCCAAAGAAAUUCAAAGAAUUCAACUGCAGAAAUGCUUUUGACAGAGAUUCCUUGUUAUACGUCAUAUUUUCUGACGGAGGCGGCGUCACGGCCCGUCAGCAAUCAGAGCAGGAGAAGAAACCUGACCAUCCACAGAAGGAGAGUGAGGCUGAAAAGUACAAAAAUGACAUCCAGAACUCUGAUGUCAGUGGUUGUUUUCUACCUGAGAGCUCAGAGGGCGGAGCUGCUCUGAAGGCAUCUCUGCUGCCAGGCUGCCAACACAGUUUUACUGAAUGCACAAAAAUACACGAUGACUGUUUGUCACGUAGUGCUGUUGAGCAGGACGACGCUGGAAAAUGCAAAGAAAAUGUAAAAACAGCUGCAAAAACAAGUGGAGAUGUUCACGAUGGCGACGUCAAGGAAGGUUCCAUCACCAGUUUAGAUCUGGAUGUUGAGGAUCAACCAGGAGCUUCUGCUGAAGAAGCUCAACCAUUACUGGAGGAAGUUGAAGAACGAGCUGGUGAGGCCACCUCUGACAGUGACGACGAGGAGGACGCAGGUGAGACAGAGGAAGCAGAAGAAGAAGAUCAGUCAUUACCCUUCAGAGUAAGACCAGCUGAACCUCCAGCUGGAUCCACAACAGAGAAGCAGAUCCAGCUCCCCGCCCUCUUCAGUGGCCUGAGGGUCCUGAGGAAAGGAGUGAAGGGACCAGGUCAUGACACCAUCUCCUGGAUCAAACCUUCAUCUCAGCGAGACAUUGUUCCAGAGAAGCAGGAUGAGAUCAGAACUCAGGGGAACUUCCUGGACCAGAUAUCCCAGUUCCUAAAUCGAGAGAAGAAAGGAAAUGCUAAAGGGGAGAAGGAGGAGAUCGGUGAUGAUGACGAUGAUGAUGAAAGGCGAGAGUCCUCUGAGAAAGAAGACAAUGACUCGGGAAUUUCAGGCUCGUUGGAUUCUGUGAAAUCUCCAGUGUCCAGUGCUGAGGCAGCGUUUGACGCCUUCAAGGCUUUUUUCACCCCAAAGCCUCUGAAGAGAGAUCCCGCAGACAGGAUGGACCUGGAGGCCGUGAGGAAGAAGAUACGGAGUGAAACAGAAGUUCUCAGAAGUCUGUUUGAGAGGGCGUCGUCCAAGAUGACCGAGAAGAAGGAGUCAGCCGAUGGAAAAGUAGGAAGAAAGAGUGGAGUCUCAGUUCAAACAUAUCUUCACAGUAACACUGUGGUGCAUUGUGGGACAUCUGACCCUUCGACGCCAGCAGAGGGAGAAGAACGAACGCCGGGUCGUUUACAAGCCGUCUGGCCUCCAGUCAAAGAGGAAAAAGUUGGUCUGAAGUACACAGAGGCAGAGCACCAGGCUGCUCUGCUGCAGCUGAAGAGAGAAUGUAAAGAGGAGCUGGAGAGGAUACAGGAGGAGUUUGCCGAGGAACUGUUCAAACUCCGUGUGGAAAAUGAGGACAACAUCUCCCGCCUGGAGUCCACUCUGGCUCAGCUGCAGGACAGAGUGUCCCGGGCUGGGUCCCACUGCAGGGGGGAGCUCAGGGACGUGGCCGUGUCCACAGGCGACGACUGUCUGCAAAAGUCUUUCCGCACCGUCUGCAUCCAGACUGAUAGAGAAACGUUUGUGAAGACACCAGAGGAUGGAGAGGACACCUGGAGGUCGUCCACCAGUCCUCAGCAGCAGAGGGUGACCCCCAAAAAACUGGACAUGACGUCCAUCACUCUAGGCCUGGCCAGCCAGUGGGACAGUCCAGUGUCUUCGUCAGCUGUCCCCUCGUCUCAACUCCCUCCAACAACACAAACAAAUGUUCCACCACCUCCUCUUCCUCCUCCCUGUUUGUCACCAACCAUGACCCAUCACAUCCAGACAUCAAAUGCCACUCUCCCUCUUCUUCCUCCCCCUCUUCCUCCUCCUCCUCUUCCUCCUCCUCCUCCUUCCCUUCCACCUCUUUUUGCACCACCACUGCCACCACCACCACCUCUACCCAUGUUUGGCCUAGCUGCUCCACCUACUCCUCCAUAUGGAGGUUCUUUAUUGGACAAAGGUCCACGUAAAGCAGCGGUGGAGCCGUCACGACCCAUGAAGCCUCUGUACUGGACCAGGAUCCAGAUCAAGGACAACAACAACAACACGGUGUGGAACAUCUUAGAAGAACCGACAAUAAUCGAUCCCAGUGAGUUUGAGGAUCUCUUUGCCAAAACCACCGCUCAGACCAAGAGGAAGCCGCUGUCUGAGACUUAUGAGAAGAAGUCCAAACCCAAGAAGAUCAUUAAGCUGCUGGACGGUAAACGCUCUCAGGCCGUAGGCAUCCUCAUCUCCAGCCUCCACCUGGAGAUGAAAGAUAUUCAACAAGCUGUGCUGAGUGUGGACCACUCUGUGGUCGACCUGGAGACCAUAGAGGCCCUGUAUGAAAACAGAGCUCAGCCCCACGAGCUGGAGAAGAUCAAGCAGCACUAUGAGAUGUCAAAGGAAGAAGACGUGAAGCUCCUGGACAAACCAGAACAGUUCUUGUAUGAACUGUUCCGGAUUCCAGACUUCGAGGGCAGAGCUCACUGCAUGAUCUUUCAGUCGGUUUUCAACGACACGAUCGCGUCUGUCCAUCGAAAGCUCGACACUGUCUCCUCCGUCUGUAAGGAUCUGCUGGAGAGCAGUCAGGUGAGGGAGGUGAUGGGCCUGGUGUUGGCUCUGGGGAACCACAUGAACGGAGGCAACAGGACCAGAGGUCAGGCUGACGGUUUUGGCCUGGACAUUCUUCCAAAACUGAAGGACGUCAAGAGCAGAGACAAUCGGAUCAGCCUGGUGGACUAUGUGGUUUCGUACUAUCUGCACAAUGUGGACAAGGCUGCUGGAACAGAGAAGAGCAUGUUCCCUCUCCCUGAACCUCAGGACUUGUUCCUGGCAGCACAGGUCAAGUUUGACGACCUCAGCCGUGACCUGAAACAACUCGGACGAGACCUGACAGAUUGUGAGACAAGUGUGCAGAACGUCUGCUGCGACUCCCCUGAGGAACACCUGCAGCCGUUCAAAGACAGGAUGGAGGCUUUUGUUCUCAGCGCACGAAAAGAACACACAGAAGCUUCCUGUCAGCUGACAAAUGUCCACAAAAGUUUUCAGGAUUUGGUUCUGUAUUUUGGACUGAACCCAAAGACUGGGGAGAAGGACGUGCCCACCAGUCAUUUCUUCAUGCUCUGGUUCGAGUUUUGCACAGACUUCAAAGCCAGGUGGAAAAAGGAGAACAAGAAUAUCUCCAAGGAGAGGUUAAAGGAGGCUCAGCUGUCCAUCAAGAGACUCACGGCAGAGAAGAAAGUAGAAACCAGAAGAGCCAACCCCAACUGUCUGAAAGAACGACUGCGUCAGAAAGAAGUGUAAAACGUGUCCUCAAACUGGGAGACACCGACCGUCCACAGUGUAUUAUCUCGACGUCUCAAGUCAAGAGGCAACAGUUUUUUUAAUCAUUUCUGUGUCGUGUACAUGUAA
Molecule: messenger RNA, 4409 nt
Organism: Cynoglossus semilaevis (tongue sole)
Lineage: Eukaryota; Metazoa; Chordata; Actinopteri; Pleuronectiformes; Cynoglossidae
Product: formin
Exons: 17
Biological process (GO): cortical actin cytoskeleton organization; actin nucleation
Cellular component (GO): cytoskeleton; cytoplasm; actin filament
Molecular function (GO): actin filament binding; microtubule binding
Source: RefSeq, a predicted model, not a curated record